This is a messenger RNA of Folsomia candida, 603 nucleotides long. Its product is annotated as guanyl-specific ribonuclease pgl-1-like. The record is from RefSeq and is a predicted model, not a curated record. The transcript has 2 exons. The coding region runs from base 1 to 603 and encodes 200 amino acids. Lineage: Eukaryota; Metazoa; Arthropoda; Collembola; Entomobryomorpha; Isotomidae.
AUGAAGGUCGACCUACUCAACUCCCUGUCCUUGAUUCUUGUCCUCCUUGUGGGGUGCCCCCUUCAACAAAAAAUGGUGGGGGCAAUCGAGACAACGACGGAGGAUGGCCUUUCGGAUGCUACCGAUGACUCCUCCGCCGCACCGCCACCUUGCACCACGCCGAGCCACCCGGGCUCAUCGACGUCCGCCCCGUGCGAGGCCGGAAGUGGGGACGACUUUGACCUUUCUCAGUCCACCCCACCGCCAGAUUUCUCCGAGCCGACAAACACCACCAUGCCGCCGGACUACAUCACCGAUGGGGCAGGCUCCAAGGACAAUGCGACAUCUCCCGAUGGCCAAGACAGGAAGGAACGGCGCCGACGGUUUUGGUGGGCCUGGAUGAAGAAACAUGGCGGGAUGAAUGGGACUGGUUGGGGCGGGAAACACUGGGGAGGGAAAAAUCGGACAGGCUGGGGCGGGAAGAAGAGGGGCGGGAAGUUUGGGAAGUCAAAGCAUGGGAAGGGUGGGAAGCGAGGCGGGAAUAAAAAAGGAAAGGGGGGAGGAGGUGGUGGUGGGAUGAAACAUAAGUCAGAUAAGGACGGUGGAGAUAAGAAGAAAGAUUGA